GAGGAGCCGAUUUCAGCACCAGUCCCAGCCUGGGCCAGAGCCACUGCAGCGCAGGCCACCACCCCAUGGGUGUCAGUACAGCCGCUCGCAUACUCCCUGUCGUCUAGCCGGCAGAGCAUGAGGAGUUACUCUGAGUCAGUGCCGCGCGGGGUCAAAACCGAGAAGCUGACAUUCACCCAUCAAGCGGGUCAGUGCUGCCGACCUGUUCACAGUGAGUAUGCUGACCACUCUACGGUCACCCACCAGGGGAUCUACUACCCUCCACUCCAGAGCAAAACUGGCAUAGCCAGGGAGGUCUACAAGUGGCUCCAGAGUCUGGAUCUGAGUGUGGAAUACACAAACAUCAGGAGGGAUUUUUCCAAUGGCUUUCUUGUGGCUGAAAUCUUCUCCCGGUACUUUACUGAUGCCUCUACGCGUCUUGUCACCAAUGGGGUAUCAUUAACCAGAAAGAUGAAUAACUGGUACCAUCUGGAAAACUUCUUCAAAAGGAGAAACUUGAGCUUGCCCAGGAAUCUAAUUAAUGGCACUGUUCAUCGUUGGCCUGGAGCAGCAGAAUCGUUAAUACAGUACAUUCAUAAUAUGCUAACAAACAGAAAAGCAAAACUCAUCAUGGAUGAUGAAACAGAUUUUAUGGACAGUAGCUACCAAAACAAAUUGCCAGCUGUUGCUCGGUCGACUGCUGCCCACGCUAUUAGAAGCAACUAUAGGAGCAGCGAGAUGGCCCUUGAACCUGACACUUUUAAGAUUAAGCAGAAAACACUGGGUAUUAUCAACGUACAUAUGCAACACAGGCAAACAGAUAAAAUGUCCAAAUCAAAGCGUUUUCAUAAAAAGCCCACUCUGGGAGAACAAGCUGUGAGACUUGCCCUCCCAGCACACAGGUACGAGGACAUGAGUGCCAAGAAGACAGAGAAAUCAGGAACUAUUCCACGUACAGAAUUGCAUACUUCAGAUAUUCGAAGUAAAAUCAAUGUUCAGUUUAAGGAAGUCAGUGUGAAGCAGAUUGUUAGACAUUCCAUUCCAAGUGUGCAACUUAGUACAGCGUUGUUUUAAAUAAUUAAAGAGGGUUUGGAAAUGGAGUCUGUAAGCUCCAUUUUCAGUUAGUAAUACAAUGGGUAUUUUGUUAUUUUCUUUUAAAAUGAAUAAUAUACAAAUCACCA
Messenger RNA from Callorhinchus milii (elephant shark), 1160 nucleotides. It is a transcript of the gene spata4, whose product is annotated as spermatogenesis associated 4. Gene Ontology annotation, molecular function: microtubule binding. Gene Ontology annotation, biological process: regulation of cytoskeleton organization. NCBI's taxonomy places the organism in Eukaryota, Metazoa, Chordata, Chondrichthyes, Chimaeriformes, Callorhinchidae. The transcript is spliced from 6 exons. Gene Ontology annotation, cellular component: axoneme. The record is from RefSeq and is a predicted model, not a curated record. Bases 118 to 1053 code for a protein of 311 amino acids.